This is a messenger RNA of Fusarium redolens, 2628 nucleotides long. RefSeq names its product RTA1 like protein-domain-containing protein. Gene Ontology annotation, molecular function: 2-dehydropantoate 2-reductase activity. NCBI's taxonomy places the organism in Eukaryota, Fungi, Ascomycota, Sordariomycetes, Hypocreales, Nectriaceae. The transcript has 7 exons. The coding region runs from base 1 to 2628 and encodes 875 amino acids. Gene Ontology annotation, cellular component: cytoplasm; membrane. The record is from RefSeq and is a predicted model, not a curated record. Gene Ontology annotation, biological process: pantothenate biosynthetic process.
AUGGCUUCAUCUAAGGACAGAGUACUACUGAUCGGCAGCGGUGGUAUUGGUACAAUUGCUGCACUCAAUGUUGAGCGAGGCGGUUUGGCAGAAGUGACAUCUGUUCUGCGGUCCAAUUUCCAAGUGGUCCGUAGCAAGGGAUUCACGAUUAGAUCUUGUCAGCAUGGCGACAUUCAUAAUUGGCGGCCUACCGAAAGUUUGGAUGCCAUUCCCAACAGAUACAAUCCACAGGGCCGGCCAUUUGAUUACAUCGUCUGCUGCACGAAGAAUAUUCCCGACAUCAUUCCCACGUUGUGCGAUAUCAUUGCUCCCGCAGUGACACCUGGCCAUACAGGCAUCGUCUUGAUACAGAAUGGCUUAAAUAUCGAAAGACCGUUCCUCCAUCGAUUCCCGACGAAUGUUAUCAUAUCGGGGAUCAGCAGGAUAGACGCUCACGAAGUCGCACCUGGAAUUAUCGAGCAGAAACAAAACGACCUUUUACAUAUCGGAGCCUUCAAUAACCCUUCUUUGAAUGCCAAGGUACAAGAGGUGGCUGCAAAGCGAUUCGUGGAAAUCUACAGUAUGGGGGGCAAAACUACAUGCCUGUAUCAACCAGAUGUCGAUUUUGAUCGUUGGAGCAAGUUGGUGUACAAUGCCUCUUUCAACCCGAUAUGCGCUUUGACUCGCCUGAACACUGGCGAGUUGCAGAAAACAGGCAGAGUGAUGGAUACACUUGUGAUUCCCGCGAUGAAAGAAGUUCUUGCUGUAGCGAAGAUGGCUGGACAUCCGCUUCCGGAAAGCAUCAUAAGUGAUACGAUACGGAGUAACCCAAUGAACGAGAACAUUACUCCAAGCAUGCAAAUCGAUUUAGAAAAGGGUAAUUUUAUUGAACACGAGAAUAUCAUUGGGGAGGUGGUUCGAGAAGGUCACGAAAGAGGAGUAGCUACGCCCGUGUUAUCUACUUUGUAUGAACUGUGCUGCGCAGUGCAAUGGAAGCUCAAAGAAAAUAGAAAUAACUGCCACUAUACUCUCCCAAUACACGCCAGGCACUACACUUCGCCAGUAGCCUCGCCGCAACCAUCUACAACAGCACCGAAUCUUAGCUUAUUGGACUUGGAACUUAUGCAUAACUUUUGCACGUCGACUUACGCAACGCUAAGCAACGAUGUCGCUAUCCGAGAUCUCUGGCGGAUUCGGAUAGUCAGGCUUUGUCUGAAAUGUGAUUAUGCCAUGUUGGCAGUAUUAUCUGUCUCAGCACUCCACCUCAGCCACUUCUCAACAGAAAGAAAAGAGUUUCUCCGCGAACGCGCUAUAACGUAUCAUAACCAGGCGCUUAGCAUCGCAGCUGCGUUUAUCGAUGCAUACAAUGACAAAAAUGCUCAACAUCUGUUUGCCUUCUCCAUCUUGACUAUCUACUAUUCCUUCGCUCAAACUCCAGAACAUGACGACGGACCGUAUCCUCCUUGGGUAGUCCUGAUAAAAGGCUGCACCAGUUUUAUGGCCUUGGCUCAGAGCACCCUCUUGGUUGGACCUUUCUCAGCCCUGUUUCACAAGGCUCGAAGACGUCUGGAAAUCAGAGAGCAAACCUUCAAAACCGACUAUAUGCAGCAGUUGCGGCUCUUUGUAGAUGAGACAAUCACAGAUCCAGCGCAGCGUUCCAUUUACCAAGAUGCGCUUCAUGCAUUGAACCAGACAUACGGUGUUUUUUAUGAAGUUGAAGGUGAUAAGGAUCUAGUUGAUAUAUUUUCUUGGAUUCAAAAGCAUCAUCCUGAUAGCGACAAGAUGGACCUCUUCGCCCGGAUCGAUACCAAUGCUGAUGGCAAGAUUGAUUUCAAGCUUUACCGGUAUACCCCAUCGUUUCCUGCAGCCAUCGUCGCUGCUGUGAUAUUUGGGAUAUUGUCAUGUCUUCAUACCUGGCGCUUCAGCAAGGCCCGAGCUUGGUACUUCAUCCCGUUCACAAUCGGUGGUGUUUUUGAAACAAUUGGCUACGCUGCCCGAAUCGUAUCUCACAGCAAUAAGGAGUCGGUCAUCCCGUACAGCGUCCAAGCGAUUCUAAUUCUCGUUGCGCCCGCCCUCUUCGCCGCCUCAAUCUACAUGAUCCUCGGCCGAAUCAUCAUCUCCCUUCGAGCCCAACAUCUCUCGUUAAUUCCUGUCCGUUGGUUGACAAAGGUCUUUGUCUGCGGUGACAUUGUCUCGUUUUCCUUACAAGCAGCUGGAGGCGGCAUUCAAGCGUCCGGAACCAUCGAGGCAUAUGACAGGGGAGAGAAGAUCAUACUUGCUGGUUUGUUCAUUCAGGUCGUGGUGUUCGGUUUCUUUGUUAUUACCUCGGGUCUAUUCCACAGGAAGUGCCUCAAAAACCCAACACUGGCUGCUAGAGAGAAUACCUUCCCGUGGACACUUGACCUCAAGGUCUUGUAUACUGUCAGCAUCAUCAUCCUGGUUCGAAGUAUCUUUCGUGUCGUCGAAUAUCUUCAGGGUAAUGACGGCUAUCUGAUUGCUCACGAAGUCUUUCUCUAUAUCUUCGAUGCAAUUUUGAUGGCGAUUGUAAUGGUUAUAUUCCUCAUAUGGUAUGUUGAUCACCUUCAAUACAAGGACGGAAAUGAAUAUGACCUUGAACCUUGUGUUGUUGAUGAGACAAAUUCGUCUUGA